This is a messenger RNA of Fukomys damarensis (Damara mole-rat), 896 nucleotides long. It is a transcript of the gene Ifnl3, whose product is annotated as interferon lambda 3. Gene Ontology annotation, biological process: defense response to virus; cell surface receptor signaling pathway via JAK-STAT; innate immune response. The coding region runs from base 214 to 819 and encodes 201 amino acids. Gene Ontology annotation, molecular function: cytokine activity. The record is from RefSeq and is a predicted model, not a curated record. Lineage: Eukaryota; Metazoa; Chordata; Mammalia; Rodentia; Bathyergidae. The transcript is spliced from 6 exons.
CAGUCCAGGAUAAAAGCUCCACCGCGGGACUGAGGCAGCAGGGGCAUCGUGGACACAGCUGCACGCCGAGGGACACCUUGUCACAGAGCAGCAGGCCGAGCCCCACACGGGACUCUGCGGCCCAAGGCUCCAAGGCCAACUGAGGCAGAGCACAGAGCUGACAGCCUCAAGUGCACAUUUGGUCUCCAGCAGCGACAGAGAAGCGAGGCCAGGAUGAGGCCAGACCCCGCUGGAGGUUGUAAGCUGGUGCUACUGCUGCUGCUGCUGGGCAUGGUGCUGACCAGGACAGGGGCAGUUCCUGUCCCCAGGCCCCUCAGUGUCUCCUCAGAUGCCAGGCACUGCCACGUGGCCCAGUUCAAGUCUCUGUCCCCAGUAGAGAUGCAGGCCUUCAAGACAGCCAAGGAUGCCUUUGAAGAGCAGCUCCUGCUGAAGGACUCCAGGUGCAACUCCCGCCUCUUCCCCAGGGCCUGGGACCUGCAGCGGCUGCAGGUGUGGGAGCGCCCCGUGGCCCUGCAGGCUGAGCUCGCCCUGACACUGGAGGUCCUGGGCUCCGUGACAGACCCGGCCCUGGAGGACGUCCUGGAGCGGCCCCUCCGCACACUGGCGCAUAUCCACGCCCAGCUGCGGGCCUGUGUCCCAGCUGGGCCCACAGCAGCCCCCAGGCCCCGCAGCCACCUCCUGUCUCACUGGCUGCAGAGGCUCAACCAGGCCACCAAGAAGGAGUCCCCUGGCUGCCUCCAGGCUUCUGUCAUCUCCAACCUCUUCCGCCUGCUCACCCGGGACCUGAGAUGUGUGGCCAGGCCAGACCUGUGUGCCUGAACCCUCGGCCUCUCCUGCAUCCUGCCACAGAAGCCUGCAUCUCACUUCUGCCUCCCCCUCUUGCCUUAACUUAUUGC